Messenger RNA from Neurospora hispaniola, 1450 nucleotides. RefSeq lists its product as uncharacterized. Bases 145 to 1134 code for a protein of 329 amino acids. Gene Ontology annotation, molecular function: transcription cis-regulatory region binding; DNA-binding transcription activator activity, RNA polymerase II-specific. The transcript has 3 exons. Lineage: Eukaryota; Fungi; Ascomycota; Sordariomycetes; Sordariales; Sordariaceae. Gene Ontology annotation, biological process: regulation of DNA-templated transcription. The record is from RefSeq and is a predicted model, not a curated record. Gene Ontology annotation, cellular component: RNA polymerase II transcription regulator complex.
CACUCGUCCAACUGCUCAGGUCCUUUCGUUCGCUUUUGGAGAUCACAAUCCUUCUUGGCUACGAAGACAUCAGGGUAACGCACGAUAUCGAAUGGACAAACACUCGAUACGAUACCCCGAGCACAUCAACUAGCGUAUCAGACCAUGGACUAUACAAACCCAACAUACUUCGCCGGCGCCGGCGCCCAGCCGCCGUACCACUUUAUCGGUAUUGCUCCCCUCACCCCCUCGCAUUCAAACUCGGCCUCUUCGGACGACUUCAACGCCUCUCCACAGGAAAUCUUCGACCAAUUUCCGAACGGGCUCCCACAUGACCAGUUCCAGAACUUCGAGGCGUUUGCCCAGUUCAACAACCAAUCAACGACCUUUGCCGGGCCCCCGACUCCUCCGACCCAGCAACUUCUUCCGACCACGCAGCCUACGAACGGCACCAUACACCUUCAGCAUCAACAGCAGUCCGCAGCCGACCUCCUACGAUCCCUCAACAAUGCCAAAGGAGACCCCGCCGACGAAGCCCGAGCCCGCAGACAGGGCUCAAACUCGGAUGAAGACGAAAACUUGACACCCGCUCAGUCGAGGCGGAAAGCCCAGAAUCGCGCCGCUCAACGAGCCUUCCGCGAACGCAAAGAACGCCACGUCAAAGAACUCGAGAACCGUCUCCAACAGCUGGAGGAAGAAGCCCAGGUGACAAGGUCAGAGAACGAAAAGCUGAAGCAGGACCUCCAAAAAAUUAGCACCGAGAAUGAGAUAUUGCGGGCGACAUCUUUAGCGGCUGUCGGUGCUGUCGCCGCCGGGUCGCCACUAGGGAGCGCCGGGACGCCGAUGACGACGGGCCCCAUGUCGUACAAGCCGACCGAUUUUUACUCUAAUCUGCUGGAGAACCAUAACGAGAAGACGCCGAGCCACCGGGUGGUCAAGAGCGAGAGCGGGGAGCGCCUGUUGGCAGCCGGUGCGGCUUGGGACCUGAUGCAGAGCCACGAACUUUUCCAGCGCGGGUUGGUCAAUAUUCAGGCUGUCAGUGAGCUUCUGAAGGGCCAGGCGAAGUGUGAUGGCCAGGGUCCGGUGUUCGAGGAGAGGGCCAUUUUGGAGGCGAUCGAACAGUGUGUGGCAAGUGGGAGCGACGAGUUGCUAUGAGGCAGCGGCUCCCGAAUUGCGGUCGAGAAGUACGGGGAUAGGCGCAUCCUAGACGGAGAUACCCCGGCAGAAGCACCGUAUAGAACGACGGAAACACCGGGCAUCUAUCACGCAAAGGAGAAGCGAGACACGAGUAACCACACGAUGGCAGGGGCGAAGAGGAUACAUAUCAAGUCACAUACAAGCAUAUUGAGGGCUGGGUGGAAUAUUGGAUGAAUGGGUAUUGAAUUUCAACCACGAAGCCCCUAUCUUCGUCGGUUUGACAGGUGUUCGAAGGGGUGGUGGUAACUUGGGGGCAAUCACGGGAACCUCAUUU